This is a messenger RNA of Vitis vinifera (wine grape), 3066 nucleotides long. RefSeq lists its product as uncharacterized. Bases 2189 to 2887 code for a protein of 232 amino acids. The transcript is spliced from 2 exons. The record is from RefSeq and is a predicted model, not a curated record. NCBI's taxonomy places the organism in Eukaryota, Viridiplantae, Streptophyta, Magnoliopsida, Vitales, Vitaceae.
GGGGAGGGGAGGAGAGACACAGCCGUGGUGUGAUGCAUUAUCCUGAAUGUGUUUGUUGAUGAUCAUCUAAUCAUCCUGCCAUGAGCGUUAAACAUGACUAACAAUGACUAGAUGACCAGCAACAAAACAUAUUCAUAGCUGCAAAACACAUACUAGACCCUGAGCAUUUUGCAAGAAAAACAACGUUGGAAGAUGGGUAUCUGUCAUAAGUUCGAUGAGAAUAUGUAGAAAGAGUAUCAUCUUAGAAUAUUCGAUAAGGAGGAAGCAUAUGCUUUGAGAAUAAACCCCUCUUACUGGUAGGUUGGAAGGGAAGUUGGUCCGGACUUGGAACAGUGGACAUAGCAGAAGUGGGAGAUCUCAAAAUGGACUGUUAGGAUGAAACUCAUCUUCCCAUUGCAUACAAACAGUUUCUAUAUCAUGGACCAACCAAAAAACUGAUCCAAAUACUCUUUAUGUUUGGGGAUUUAAUACGCCACGUGGCUAUAGUAUGGUCUCCUUCACAGCAUUGAAUUUUGGCAGCUCCAGAUUAAGCUCAAGCACACAAAGACAUGUCAAUCUGGGCAUUAUCCAAACCAAGCCUAAGACAUGAUUCAUUAAAAAAAAUGCAUCAAAGAACUCAAAUCAUCUAUAUCUAUGUAUUCAUGGUUAAGUUUUUAACUUGGAUUUUUCAGCCUAGGUGAACACUCCCUGUGUACUUAGGUUUUGCCCCUCUCGCACUUUAAUGUCAUCUGCUUAUCUUUCAAAACAAGAAGAUUAUGCUUCUUCCCAGGACAAGGAAUUUGCUGAAUAUGUAGUCAUAGCCAGUCUUGGGCUAGAUUUAUUGAUCAGGCAUGCACCUGGUCCUAAAAGAUAUUGAAAGAGAUACCAUCUCUAAUUUUGGGUUACCAUCACCAACCUGCUAGAAAACUCCCACCUUGCCUUGAUCAAGUGCAUACUGGUACCACAAUCAUCUCUCAUCUUUUUCAUUUUCCUUUUAAGAUUCUUUCAAAUUUCAAUCUCAUUCCCAUCUUCAUGAUUCAUAUUUGCUUAGAGCCCGUUUGGUAGUGAUUUUAGGAAACGCUUCUAACAUUUUUAAUACUUGAAAAUUUUCAUCAUUCAAGUGUUAGAAAGAUUAAAACGUUUUCUAGAAUCACUACCAAAUGGACUCUUAGUUUACUCUGUGUUAUCAUAUUUUACACUUUCUAGAUUCUGUCUAUAUUCCCGCCCAUUACACAAGCUUUCCACUAGAGUCCCUUAUUAAUCUAAUUAAAUUUGGUUCAGUUUUGCAGGUGGAUGUCUCAUAGAUGAUGAAUGGCAUCCUUAUGUUUUAGCUUUAAUGCAUUAGAAGGUGUGAAUUUGUUUUCCAAAAUGGAGUCAUCCUAGUUUCAUAACUCCAUGGAACCCUGCAGUUUCAUAUGUAGUCAUCAUCACUUUUUUAUCAUUAUAGUCAUCUUUCAUUCCAGUUAACACUAGACUAGUGCAGAAAUAACUACAACUCAAUAAAGCUAUUCAAUUUCCAUGAACAUGUUUCCAUAUAUGUACUAAAUGAGUGAAAAGGAAAGAAAAAUGCCUAUAUAUGAAAGCCCUCCCUCUUGAUUUAACAGCCUAAUUAUAGGGCCUAGAAUCUGAGAAGUCUCUUGAUGUAUUGUUUUUGAGAUGUCAAUCAUGAAAAAAUAAGGUGUUUUGUCUAAACCACAGCUACACAAUCAAAUAAAAAGUAGAAAACGGGAUAGUUGUAAUGGUUGCAGACGGACUGUGUUGUAAAAUACAUGUGCAAAUAAUGCAAUAAUGCCUCUCCAACCAGGCAACCAGAAUCCAGUUUCCUAUUAACGACUUCAAUGAAGACGCUAAAUUUCCUAUUUCUCUUCGUGCGUGUCGAACUUAACCUAAGUUGCAGUUGCUAUCUAUACACUCCUGGGUUAAAAUAGUAGAAAUACAACAAAGCUCAACCAAUAAAAGGAAUUUUGAAAGCGGCAAUUGACCAUGUAUAUAUCAGAAUGAGACAAGAAGAGAAUGAAGAAAAUCUUGCAUGGCUAAUAAGUCCAAAUGUAAACUAUAGCUUGAAGAUUGUAAACAUCUAAGAAUCAUACUAGAGGAUUCCCUAAAAACAAAUUCAUUCUGUUAACAACUGUACAAGAUAACCAAGUUCAAUUUAAAUGAGAAGAAAACAAGGAAAGUUGAUACAAUCAAGAACAGAAGCCCUGUAUAUAUGAUCACCAAUUGUUUAAGGGAGAGAAAGAGGAAAAUAGCAAACAUGCAUAGGAACUGUCUGCUGCUGUGCCUGCUUGUGCUAGUGGUAAUUCACACCUGUGUUGUAAAUUCCCUGAAGAGUGAUGGGCUUUGCAGCCAGUGCUCCAAAUGUGAAUCAAGCACAUGCCCUGCAAGCGAAUCCUAUCCCCACAUGACGGCAUAUGAUGACACUCUUAUUGCUGGUGCUUUACAAUCUGACUAUGUGGAUUCAGAUGACAGAGGGGUUUACUCAGUUCCGGACAUUAAAGGUGGUGAAUCUAAUAAAUACAAUUCUUAUUUUGGAUGGAAAUCGACUUCUGGUUCUGCUUCUGGCCAUCAUAGGUUCAGCAACUACAUGGACAAGUGCUCAGGUGGGCAGAGCUACCUCACUGCUGACAAGCAUGGCAAGGUGAGCCUUCGCUCAUUGAGCUCACUGAAAAGCUUAGCUGAAGCAGACUGGAAAUCCAUCAACCCACCUAAGGAAUUAAACCACCGUGAAUUACGAUUCUGGGUUCAUCUUGGUACUGGAAAAUGUCUUACUGUCUUUGGUGGGAAGACAAAAAAACGAACUGUGGGUGUAGCAAAGUGCAAAUUUGAUGGCUCCAAUCCUUACCAGCUCUUUGCCUUUCGCUUCCACUACCACAAAGCAUUCUGCUGUUGUGGCGUUCACAACGAGUGAUUCCUCAAUGAAGUACAACCCUGACAAUUCUGAAGUAAAAGUAGCUUUCAGAACUCUUAUACAAGAAGUUCAUAAUAAUGAUGGUAUCAACCAUCAAGGCAUCUCUGGAAUUUUCCCCUCAUUUCUCUAUAUUUUUUAGUUGUGCCAUCUUCCAUGGAAAUGAAUGACUAGAUGGUAUU